Messenger RNA from Wasmannia auropunctata (little fire ant), 6086 nucleotides. Its product is annotated as ras-related and estrogen-regulated growth inhibitor. The transcript is spliced from 4 exons. Gene Ontology annotation, molecular function: GTPase activity; GTP binding. Lineage: Eukaryota; Metazoa; Arthropoda; Insecta; Hymenoptera; Formicidae. The record is from RefSeq and is a predicted model, not a curated record. The coding region runs from base 5086 to 5799 and encodes 237 amino acids.
UCGACACGAGAACUCGGACGAUAAUUCGAAAAACAUCUUUGGGUAAAUAAAUUACAUAAUAUUUUUUACACAAAAGAACGAUUAUUGAAAAGUUAUUGAAAAACGACGAAAUAUAUAAUAGUAAUUCGCAAAGUUUUAAUCAUUGAUCAGUAUUUAGUGAGACUUAGCUCUUCUUUAAGAAGAUUGGACGCUGUUGACAUAAAUUUGCGAAACUUUCACUGCGGUAUUGUGGAAUUAUUCUGUUUCUUCAUAGCGCAUGGCGCCAACAUAUCCGCCAUAGUUGUUUAUAGCGUUAUCUAUAGUCAACAGCUAAUGACAACGACACGUGCUUAGUAAACAUGUACCAAGUUUUUUUUCCUUAUCGAUUUAGAACGUCGGCAGGAUAAGUGAUAACAUUCUCGGAAAAUUCCUUUCUGGUAUUGAUUAAUUAAGAAUGGCACCGCGCGCCGUUCGUGUGAGAGCAGACUGUUGUUUCGUUCGUUUACGCUGUAGGGUCCAAGUUCAGUGCCCGGCUGUCGUACAAUCGAGAGGAAGCAACAGAAUUUUUUUCUGCAUUUCUUUUUUUUUUCUUAUCAUUGGCGCCAGCAGUAGCUCAAGUAUGCGCUCGUUAAUACCCGGACUUGUCGCGAAACAAAAGAUAAAACGAAAAGGUAUCGGCACGUGGUACGCGAACGCCAUAUAUUAUUUUAAAAAUAUUCAUUAACGGCUCCUCUAACUCUCUGCGGGAAUUAAUUAAACGCCGCGAUUGUAAUGUGCGAAAAACUGAUACAAGCUACGUAAUAUCAUCGCCCAUAAUUGAACAUCCCAUUUCGUAAUUAAACGCAAUUAUAGCCCCGAUCUUUCUUAUCUUUAAUUUAUAAUUAGGAUUGGAAUCAUUAUUAUGGCGAGUAUUCUCGAUCAAAUCGUUGCUUUUUUUCAGUAAACUGGUAGUAUUAAUAGAAACCGAGGCCUGGCUACCACUCGGAUAGAUUUGCUCGUAAUGCAGCCGUCAAUGAUCUUUUUAUAACGGAAAAAAUUGUGUCAGGUCACAGAGGAGCGUAUAUUCUAAGAAAUGAUGUAAAAUAUAGUUUACAUUUUUAAACAUUUGCGGCUCGAUCAGCGAUCCAUAUGGAAAGUCAUUAACUCUGCGCUAAACCGAAGUAUGUGUAUAUGUGUGUGUAUGCACGCGUUAUAAAAAUACUGAUUAGAAAAGACGACAGCGUUUCACAUUUCCGCCAAAACAGCUCUCGUGAGUAAACAGGAAGAGUGUCGAAACUAAUUAUAUUAAUUUGAUAGAUAAAAAUUAAAAGGCCAAUGUCAGAAAAAUUAAAUAUAUCAAACUGAUGAUUUAACGUGUACACGUGUCGACAAUAAACACAAAGGCUCGGAUCUCUCGCGAAAAAUUCUCAAAUGACUAUUAUAUGAGCUGUGAAAAUAUCGUUUUCUUGGAAUGACUGUAAAAUGUCGCUGUUAAUUGCGCGUGUCUCGGAUAUUUAUCUAAUAUUAGAUACGUUUCACCAUUCGAAGGAUUAGAACUGUAAUUAGAUUUUCCCGUGCCUCCCACUUCUGCUCUCCACAUCUUCCUCGCGCGAAAGACGCAGCCUUUAUUGCACGGAGGGUGACACAACCCGGAUUCGACGGAUUAGAGCCAAGAUGCAGCUCGUCACGGCGCGACGUGGAUGAGACAUAAAACAUUUUUCAUUGCCUGAGACAGAACCUCCGUCGCUAUAAACCGCGCCAUAAAGCAAACUUUACAUCUCGUCAAAGCAGACCUAUAAAGCAAGUAUGGCUUUUCAGAAGGCGCGGGCAACAGAUCCUGUCGCGUCUCCGGGUGGAGUAUCGAAAAAGCGGACGCAUCUGGCUCGAGGGCCAGAGGUCGCGUUCAUUAAUGCCCCGCGAUGGGAGAGGGAGGAGAAGAGAAGGUACGUCGCGGUAUUUUGACUCUCGUCAUUAGCUCGUAUCGUACAGUGCAUCAGUAUAUCAGCUGCUUGUGCCAAAUUUAGCGAGCAGCCAUCGACUUCUUUAUCAGCCUCGUCGCUUGUUCGUCUUCCAUGGAGCACCGCCUACCACCGAUCUCCGUGUCCGCGGGUAAUUGUGUUACUCGCAUUUAGUCCAAGGUAUAGUUCAAUGAAGAUCUUUAGAACACCUUUCAUUCCCGACUCCCAUGGAAAUACCCUCUCCUCAUCUUCCGUUAUAAGUGCUUUAUCGCAAUGAAAAAGACUAUAAGUUCUCGGCAGUUGCAACUUCUUUUGUCGCCGCGAAUACGAUCUGCGAAUCUUUUUGAUAACUUCGUCGAGGCAUACGUGCCCUCGUAGCCGGGGACACACUCUCGCGUGCUUCACGCGAAUUCACGCGUCGGGAGCUUGGUAUCCGUCCGUCGAUCUUCGUGCACAGGCCGCAUACCCGCGGCGAUGUCCGUUACGACAUGGGAGAAAAAGAAAAGCGAAAAUUAACGACCUUUCCACCCUUCGUUCUCUUUUCCUUUUUUUCACUCUAAGGAUUCGAUAUUAUCUUAUCCGCGUAUGUAACACGUCUCGAUCUUCUUCGGGACACCUCCCUAACCUUUUUUUCCCCGUAUAUCUUUUGGGCGACGCGACGGCGGUUUGACUCGCGUUAGGCUUUUUGGAAUGAAUGGAUUUGGGGAUAAUUUUUUACCGAUAACCCCGAUAAGAACUCAACCCAGCCGAUAACCCUUGUAAAACUCACAGGAGAUCAACGUGCGGGCGGCACGCUUUUCUCCUAUUUACGUCGGCGCGGCGGCCUGAUCAAGUCUAUAUUUAGACUAUUCUUGAACCGGAUACUACCAGGCAUAAAUUAUGAGCAAUUGUCGAAGUAAUUCCGAGAGGGCGAACAUGUUGGAUCUUUCAGAUAGAGCACAAUGUAAAGUCAGUACGGUGUUUAACACAAAAUCAUAGGCGAGAUUUUUUAACUUCACAGGUGAAUGACAAUAAAAGUAAAAAUAAAAAUGUGCAUGUCAGGAAAAUUAAAUGACAACCUGAUGAUCCAACAACGUCCGCCUACGAGUUGAUAAAGUGACAAGUAAUGGGAGGUCUUAAAAUAAUCGUGUUAAACUACAAACGUCGUUUUUUUUUCAGCUUAUUUUAAAAUAUUAUUUUUUCAACUACACCCUGCACGAUUUCUCAAUUAUUUCAAAUGAACAAUCCUUGAAAUAGCCCUGUCCAUAAUUUUAGGAACUAUAAUUGUAUCCGAAAAGAGAAGUCAUACAGUUCAAAAAAAAUUGAACCAAGCAAAUAAUUUCGGUUCCCCGGACAAUGCAAUCGACCGGUUUUAUCCUAAUAAUCCGGUUUUAUCCAAUUGCUUAAAUAGCUUUUUCUCGAUUUAUCGACCAAUAGAAAUGUAGUUCUAUUUUUGUAUGAACUCGACGAGAUAUCGAGGGAAACUUAUCACGGCGAGACCUAUUUUUAUUUCUGGGCGCAGAAUACAAUUUCCUGAUAAAAUUAUCCCAUUUUAAGUUCGUUGACGCUAUCCGCUAGCAGUCUUUCGAAAGUAUACGCGAAUAAAAUGUAAAAAAACUACUGAUGCAGAAUAAAUGAAAACGAGAGAAAGAGAGAGAGAGAAAAGAUUAUGCGCGCGCGCAUACAUGGAGUGGACAUUAAUAGAUUAUGUAUUUUGAUGUGAGAAAUUGACUUUUAUGCACAGCGUUUCUUAGAAAUCCUGACCUUAUUCUCACCUAUAUGAUAAUAAUCGAUGAAACUUAACGCGGCUUGAAAUUGCAAGGGUUAAGUAGCCUUAAAGAGAAAUAACGCGCAUAUUCCAUUAAUUAUAGCACGCUAUCGCUCGCCAAUGUGACUUACAGGAGAAUACGUCGUAUAUCGCGAGAUUUAUAAAAAAAAGUUGCCAGAAACGGGUGAAGUAAAAAAUUCAUAAUUAUGCGAAUUAUUCUGAAGCAUCCUGCAGUUCGAUAAAAAAAAAUAUACGUAAAAGAUAUAUAAAUUUCCUACGAGACUCUUGUAACGAUAAAAAUAUCGCCCCAAAAACAAAAGAUUUCCUACAAGCCUCUUGUCAUGUCAGCAAUAACUUAAACAACUCAGCGAUUCAUUAGGUCCUGCAUGCCAACCCCCUUCGUAGCCUUUUUCGUUUCCUUGACCAAGGGUAUCGAUGGACCACAGGUGCACAAUCUAAAUAUAGCCUCCUUAAUACAUCGUUCCUCAUUUAAAGCUAAAAAUAAAAAAUAAAAAACGAUGGCGCGUUCUGUGCCAACAGCCGUGGGCGCGUCGAGAUGUGCAACACCCAUCGGCGAUACCUGAUGGACAAGAUAGCGUUUUGUGCCGUCGAGACGCGAAUGACGCGAAUAUAGCUCCAAUCCGCUCCUCCGCGGACGGGAGAACGCGCGGGACGCGCGACUGAAAAGAAAGGGAGACAAGGAGACAAUAUCGUAUUUAAUGCAAUGCGGUGCUGAAUACGGUCGUAAACAAUUAGUCGCAAUAUAUGCGACGCUCACGGACGAGCCGAGUGUACGAGCAAGUGCAUCGAACUGCGAUGCGGCUCGCGACGCGAUGCAACGAAGGCGACGAGCCGGCGACCAGCCGGCCAGCCGGCGCCGUGUCUGCGGAAGAAGAAACGCGGCGUGAAAGCCGAGACGUAUAAUACAAAGUGAUAAAAGUCACGUCAAGGGGGGGGGAGGCCCCCGUUCAAGUUCUUAUGUAAAAUUAACAACAACAACAACAACAACCGCCGCCUCGUUGCGUCGUAGCGGGACGGCACGUGCGCGCCAAAUACGAUGCGUCAACAAUUACCUCCGCGAUCAGCUGGCUACGCGAUCCCGGAUAUUUAUUUUCUUGAAAUCGGAAGCGCCUGAGGGGACAGAGUUUUAUGACGUUGAUCGCCGGCAUCACGUUGAUUUUCUUUUUUUUUUUUUGCAACUUAUACGCGUAGACCCUACGCAAUAUGUUAUUCUAAUAAUAGUUAAUGACGCAGUUAGAGUGACGUCGCCCGAGUAUUGUUUAUUGCGCGCCCAGUGCCCACCCUUCAAGGAGCGCACGACAGAUUUGCUAUGAAUAAUGCAUCCAUUAAAUAUCACCGGAUCACACGAAGGGGUUCAUAAUCGAUGGGACACCGUGCGUAGAGAUCAGUGGCGAUAAAGACAUGGAUGGUGAUGGUCCGCCGUUAGUGCCCGUCAAGAAGAGUCCUCCGAUCAGCUGGGGCCUCGGCCACAGAGACUCUUUCAAGAUGGUCAAAGUAAUCUUACUGGGCCAACCAGGCGUUGGCAAAUCGGCUUUAGCCGUGCGUUUCGCCACGAAACGCUUCAUAGGCGAAUACGAUUGCACCACGGACAGAAUCUACCGAGUCGACAAUCAUCUUGGAUCCUCGUGGGAAAUAGCGGAUCCUCCCGGAUAUCCGCCCGCCUCGGCCGAGCCGAAAUUGCGAUGGGCCGACGCGAUAGUUCUCGUUUAUUCAGUAACGGAUCGAGUCAGCUUCGACGAAACUUCUCGUCUGAGGUUUUUGGUAUCGCACGCGAGAAAAGGCAGAAAGGUGCCACCGGUCGUGUUGCUUGUGGGAAACAAGGCCGAUCUCUCCUGCUCGCCAGGUGAGCGCAUGGUAUCUGCCCUGGAAGGCCAGAAAAGGGCAAAAGAAAUCGAGGCUCACGCUUUCCACGAAAUUUCCGUAAGGGAAUCAGUUGAUCAGGUCACGGCCGUAUUCAUGAACAUAUUAAGAUUGCUGACCGAAUUGCACAGCAGUCACCAGACGUCUUUCAGACUGAGAGCUUCAACAGAUGGAACUGUAAACACUCUUCGUCGACCGUCGCCUCCUCCAUUGAGAAGAAGAUUCAGCAUCUCGGCUCGCGGGAAUUUAUUGUAAUCGUUAGAGAUUAGUCUCGAGACUAAAUAAUUUUAUUCUACUAAACAUCGAGAAAGAGAGAGAGAGCGCGCGCGUAAUGUAUAAAAAGAUUAUAUUUUAAUUGUUUUAAUAAAUCUGUAUUUGUAAGAAAAACUAUUUGCGUGUACGAAUUCACGCGGCAAUAUUUCGAACUUUUAUCUUUUGUCUAUAAUACAGAGAUAAUGCCGGCAUUAUCUUGGGAUAUUAUUACAAAGGGGAUCAUGACAUAUAAUUGCAAAAUCGAAAAUUGUAUUGUAAGAAAGUAGAAU